CUCAGCCGAUCGGCCAGCGGCAUGGAGGAGGAGGUUGUCGGUGGGUGCAACGUUCAGGCGGCCGAUCGAACGGUGCCUUCGACACUCAUCGGCGGUCAGGCAGCGGCCUCCGAGGGCGACAGGAAACGGGAGCAAGAGAAACUCUCCGGGGUGGUGAAGAAUGUCCAUAGAAAGCUGCGCAAGAAAUAUCGAGAAGUUGGAGAUUUUGACAAGAUUUGGCGUGAACACUGUGAAGAUGAAGAAACUCUAAGUGAAUAUGCCGUUGCAAUGAAGAAUUUGGCAGACAAUCAUUGGGCUAAAAGCUGUGAGGGCGAAGGACGGAUUGAAUGGUGUCGCAGUGUUUGUCAAGAAUAUUUUCUGAAUGGCGGAAUGAAGAGAGUACUUGAAAAAGAUGAGAAAAGAGCUCGUCUUGCUAUUGCCAUGGCUACUCCAAUGUUCAGUAUGCAAACGUCUGAAAAGAACGAUGAUCAUUCUGCCACUAAUGGUGUAGUGACGGGUCUGGAUACUGCUAUUGCGAAUUUAGUAUGCUUUUCAGGAAAGAUCAGAUUGCUGGAUGUUGGAAGCUGUUUUAAUCCAUUUUUGAAGUUUGAUGAAUUUCUAGCAGUUGGCAUUGAUAUUGUGCCUGCUGUGGAGAGUGUGUAUAAAUGUGAUUUCCUCAAUCUUCAGUUGCAGCAGCCACUCCAGCUCGCUCAAGAUACAAUAGACGCCUUUCUCAAACAGCUAAAAAAUCCCAUUGACUCACUCCCAGGAGAACUGUUCCAUAUUGUUGUGUUUUCCCUUCUGCUGUCUUAUUUUCCUGCCCCUUAUCAACGCUGGAUCUGCUGUAAGAAAGCCCAUGAACUUCUUGCACUCCAUGGUUUACUCUUAAUAAUCACACCUGAUUCCUCUCACCAAAACCGUCAUGCCUAUAUGAUUAAGAGCUGGAAAAUUGCUAUAGAAUCACUGGGAUUCAAAAGAUAUAAAUAUGUGAAGUUCUCCCAUAUGCACCUCUUGGCUUUUAGGAAAAUUUCCCUGCAGACAACAAGUGACCUGGUCAGCAGAAAUUACCCAGAAAUGCUGUUUAUACCACAGGAUUUCAACAAUGUGGAUGAAGAAGAGUGCUCAGAGACUACUUGUCAAGAUCGGUCAGAAAGUGAGGAUGACCAGAUAGCUUACAGUUUUAUGGAGCUCCCUGAUGCUCCGUAUGACUCGGACUCGGGAGAGAGCCAAGCUAGCUCUAUUCCAUUCCAUGAACUGGAAGAUCCAGUUUUGCUUCUAAGCUAACCUAAAACUUACGAUUAAUUUGCUGCCAGAGCUACUGUGUUGCCAAAAUAAUUCUGCAUUGCAUAACUCUUGUAUUAUAUACAGAACAUGCAGUACAGUUUGCACAUAGAAAAUGAGAAACGUUUACAAAGUGGGCUACUCUUUCACAUGUUAGAAAAAUGAAGGUAUGUGAGGAGUGUAUAAAUAGAACAAACACUUUGUCAUGAAGGCAACAAGUGUGAAUCACAGAAAGAAGCUUACUUCUUAAAUAGUAUGGUAAUGUAAAUGUCAGAUGCUGCAAUAGAGUUUUGUCAUCUUUGUCAACUGAAAAUUAACCUAGCGAUCUUGAUGUCAAGUGGCAAUGUCAUUUACAUCGACAACUACAGCAUAAACAGCAAAACUAUAAAUAUUUCAAUUGACCUGAUGGUACCUAAAUCAAAAAGGGGAUAUCUACCAGAGUGAUUAUUGUUUUACCAUUCUAGAAUUCUAACUUUUACUUGAGAGAUCACUUUGUUGUGCUCCUAUUUGGCUCGCAUUACCAAAUUACUUGUAGCCUAGGACAUUAUCUAAACUGCAAAUCAAUUCUGGUGCAUUUGUUGUUUCCCCUUAUUUGUUACAGUAGUUUAUUGGAAAGAGAAUGCAAACAAAAAUUUAGGAAGUUCAAGCUUCUGCUGACUGCAUUUAAAUAGGCUAUAAUUCACACUACUUUUGUGUGUAAUUGUGCAGUUAGUCCCACAAAAAUCAAUGUUAAAUUAUCUUGACAAUUUUCUCUGUUCAGCUUUUGAACAAACAGGCAUUGGGUCUUGUUGAAAGACGUGCUGUCUUGUCCUUGCAACCUUUGGCUGAUGACCUUACUUGAAAAAACAUCUGUGGUGUGCUAGCAAUUUGUAAUAAGAAAAUUGAGAAAUAAAAGAAGUUUCUUUGCAAAUAAUUACAUGCCACAAGAAGGUUGCUACUUGUACAAAUUACUAAUUAACAUGUUGUGUCAUUUCCUGGCACCUCAAACAGAAAUGAUUAAUAUUACCUAUGUACAUGCAGAUGUUUGCCUGAAAAUAAUUUGCAUCAAGAAAGAUUGCAAAAUAUGUUUAUUACUUCCUGAUGGGAAUAUGCAUUCCUUUAUUUAGUACCAUAUAAAUUAGCAGAUGCAUAAAUACCCUUCCCUUCUACUGAAAGUGCAAUCCACUGUGCCUUUCUUGAUCCAGUGAGUAUCCUCGUCUGCUUUAGAGUUGGUUGUAUGCUUCUUCUUAAAUGUAAGUGAUAGAUUAGGUUUAUGUUGGUGCUGUCAAUUCGGUUUGAGAAAUUUACACUAAUUUAAUAUCUGACCGUUUUCUUGUUUUCCAUUUGUACUGUUCAAUUUUGUAUUUUAACCAAAUCCCUUGAAAAAUUUAUAUAACCUAUGACAAUGGUCACUUAUAAAACAUUCCAUUGACUAAUGAUUCUUUGCAUGUAAAACAAAAGCUUGAAAUAUACCCUCUUUUCAUUCUCUGGGCAGUAUUCUGAAUUUGCAUCCACUUGGCACUAGUUUUUCCACACUUCCUCAAAACUAAUAUUCUGCCAUUUCACCAAUUUCUGGCCAAUACUUGUGCUCAAAGAUCAUCAAAAUGCUUCCUGCAGGAGAUAUUGAAAGUCAGCUGUGCUGCUUGGUUCCUUUUAAAUAGAUACAUAAAGAGUUUGCAUGGUUGAAUGAAGUGCUCUGAAGGGGAAAUGGAUCCCUUGUGUCAUUUAGUUUGCAAAUCUACUUAUGGCACUAUAAAUUGAAGAACUUUCAAGACAGUUGCACUUUGUGGAAGUGAUUAAGGAAAAUAUUUUCCCACAGUUAAUUCCUUGCUUAAUCUUUUAUUUGGAUUCCUGGGCACUUAGGACUAGCUAACUUGCCCCUUGAUUCUUGACAUUUGCACUUAAAUAUGCCUCUUUGAAUGCUUUUAAACUACAAAUGUUACAGUAGAAUCAUAGUGCUGUGGUUAAAAUGUAAAUGUGAGCUGAGCCUGGUUGUGGCAUGUUCUUACAUAAAAAUGAAUCAGAGUAAAUACUCCUGAAAGGAUAAGCUCUCUGCAUUGCUAAACAUCUGAUUAAUAUUAUACUGUUUUAGCAUUGAAAGAGUCAAGAUAAUUUUGCAUCAAUGCUACAUUUGAAGCAUGAAUAUACCCAAACAUUUAUUUACCAAAAAUAGCAAUUUUCAGGAAAUGCUGCCAUCAGUACUUCUGAAUGUUCUAAGAGUAUAAUUAUCUGCAGUAGCUUAGUGUUUUCUCUGUAAAUUAAUUACAAUUUUAUAGUGAAUUUUUGUUUUGAUAUAUUCAUUAAGGACUCUUAAAAAUUCUGAGCUAUUUUAAUAAAAUAAUCAUCACAAACUUUCAUCUGCCUUUUUAAAAAUAUAUAUUAGAGUACUGUUUUAUUGUUUGCCUGCUUACUUUGUUAAACAAGGAUCCACAGCACUAUUUUCAUCUCUUAACAAAUGAAUUGGCAAAUGAGGGGGAGGGAAAUACUGUAGUAGAUAAUGAAUGCUCAGAUGAAACAUAUUUCAUUAUCAGUGAUUGAAUUACCAGAUGAUCAUUUUCAAUUCCUAUCUUAAAUCAUUUAUGGUUUUGAAAAAUAACAAAGUUGGCAUUAAUUUAUUUUCUGACAUUUAAUUCUGAUAAAAGGUCUGGAAACAGACUUCCAAUGUAGUACUGAUUCAAAUGGAUUUGGUUAUUCAUUUGGAGUUUUGGUAAUUGCAGAUAAAACCACUAAUCAAACUAUUUGAUUCUACAAAAGUAGUAUUAAUCUUAAAUGUGCAAAUUUAAAAGAUUCUCAUAAACAAAUUUAAAUAUAAAGGCCAGUUAAUACUUUUUUUUACUGUAAAAUAAACAGGUUAAUUCAAAUUUUUCACAAAAAUACACUUUUUUACAUAUCAGCACUACAAUAAGGAUAAAACAUUGUUGAAAUGUGAAAAUAGGGAACAAUUUACUUGAUAUUCCAAAAAAUGUUGCGAAGUAUUCUGUUCAACAGCCAAAGGUUAGCAGGUAAAAUGGCAUUUUGGAGAUGCCACUGUGUGGAAUUGUCUCGGUGUUGCAUUUUGUGAAAAGUUUACCUCAAUGAGGCUUUGCACUUAAACCUUCUGAUUUGGGUUAGAACUAUUUUGCUCCAGCUGAUACACCAUUUUCUCUUUUAAUUGUUUAAAUUUAUUUUCUUGUUAUUUUCUAUUAUACAAAUUAAAAUUUUGCAUAUGUGAUGUGCUUAACAAUCUUUUUGUAUUGCUUUUCUACUUUCAUUAUUAAACAUUGUACUGUGAAUAAGGAUCCACCAUAGAUGCCAAAGACUAAAGUGGCAUUUUGUUUGGUUGGGUUUCCAUUUUCAAAAGAUUAGUUAGCACCUCACCAAUUUGAAGUGUCAAUGUCCAUUGUUUCAAAGGAACAUACAUUUUCAGAAAAUAAAUCUUUGUAACCACGUCUUAUAAAUUUUCAUUGUUCUUGAAUCUUGUAUAAGAGAAUAAUUAAAUUUGUAAUUAGAAUUUGUUGUAGUCUGUUGUAGUUAAUCCUCAAAGUAGUGUUAGAAUAUGAUGAUGCUAAAUCUAUGCUUUCUAAAAUGUCAAUAAGCUAAGACUACAGCAAUGAUCAAGGCGUCAGCUAGAUACAAAAUGUUCAAGCUCAACUCCAGUUACCCAUGUUCGGUUAUUAUACCAUGGCUGUUUUACAGUAUUUACAGAGGACAUAGCAAUUUAACAUCAGCUAUGGAAACUAUUGAAAGCAUUAAUGCCUUUAGUGUUGAUAAGUUGAACGGUACCUUUGGUACCAAAAUUUAAAAAAAAUAGUUUGGGUUACAAGAUCUGUAUUUGUUAAACAAUAUGUGAAAUUAGACUGAUGGUACCUUUCCUUGUUUAUUUUUAUCAACUCCACUAAAACGAAUGUGACUUUUUCUACUCUGUAAAUUUCAUUUUUUCAUACUGGAAUUGCUUAAAAUUAUUCUCAUUAACAGUCAUUUAAAAUGCAUUGUGACAUAGCCACAGUUUGAGUGUCAGCUGUGUAGUUGCUAAGGCAAUAAACUGAAAUUUACACCUAAAAAUAUUUUGAUUGUAUUUUUUUGACUGGAAUGUAAAGAGGAUAUUUAAACUAUAUUUCUCUUACCCUGCAUGAACUUGAGGUAAUCUGAAGAAUGGAUAUUUUGCCUUUAAAAUGAGUGUAAUAUAUCUCUGACAGCUGUUGUAGGAAAACAAAAAAUUACAGCAAUGUGUUGAAUGAAAAUGUUCAAAGUAAAGUUAUUAUCAAAGUACAUAUGUCACCAUAUAGAACCAUGAGAUUCAUUUUCUUGUGGGCAUACUCAAAUCUACAGAAUAAUAAUCUUAACAGAAUCAGUGGUUAAAUACCCUAGAUGGGCAGUCUUUCAGAGUGCAGAGGACAAUAAACUGCAAAUACAAAAAGAAAUAAUAUUCAUAAAUAAAUAAGCAAUAGAGAACAUGAGAUAAUGAGUCCUUGACAGUGAGUCCAUUGGUUGUGGUAAUAUUUCAGUGAUGGAGUAAGUGAAGUUAUUCCCCUUGGUUCAAGAGCCUGUUGGUUGACAGGUAGUAACUGUUCCUGGACCUGGUGGUGUAAGGACUGACAUUCUUGUACCUUUCUUCCUGAUGGCAGCAGUGAGCAGAGAGCAUGUCCAGGAUGGUGGGGGUCCCUGAUGAUGGAUACUUCUUUCCUGCAACAGCAUUGCAUGUAGAUGUGCUCAAUGGUUGGGAGCGUUUUUCCCCUGUAAUGGACUGGCCCAUAUCCACUACUUUUUGUUGGAUUUUAUGUUCAAGGGUAUUGGUGUUUCAAUACCAGGCUGUGAUGCAGCCAGUCAGUAUACUCUCCACUACAUAUCCAUAGAAAUUUGUCAGUUUUAGAAGUUAUGCCAAAUCUCUGCAAACUUAUAAGGAAGUAGAGGAGCCAUAUUUUCUUCGUAAUUGCACUUACAUGCUGGGCCUAGGACAGGUCCUCCAAAAUAUAUCACCUAGGAACUUAAAGUUGCUAACCCUCUCCACCUCUGACUCUCCAGUGCAGACUGGCUGAUGUACCUCUACUUUCCAUACCAUAUUGGGGGUAUGGUAUUGAUGUGGAUAGAGAAUUGGUUGGCAGACAGGAAGCAAAGAGUGGGAAUAAACGGGACCUUUUCAGAAUGGUAGGCAGUGACUAGUGGGGUACUGCAAGGCUCAGUGCUGGGACCCCAGUUGUUUACAAUAUAUAUUAAUGACUUAGAUGAGGGAAUUAAAUGCAACAUCUCCAAGUUUGCAGAUGACACGAAGCUGGGCGGCAGUGUUAGCUGUGAGGAGGAUGCAGGGUGACUUGGAUAGGUUAGGUGAGUGGGCAAAUUCAUGGCAGAUGCAAUUUAAUGUGGAUAAAUGUGAGGUUAUCCACUUUGGUGGCAAAAACAGGAAAACAGAUUAUUAUCUGAAUGGUGGCUGAUUAGGAAAAGGGGAGGUGCAACAAGACCUGGGUGUCAUUAUAGACCAGUCAUUGAAAGUGGGCAUGCAGGUACAGCAGGCGGUGAAAAAGGCAAAUGGUAUGCUGGCAUUCAUAGCAAGAGGAUUCGAGUACAGGAGCAGGGAGGUACUACUGCAGUUGUACAAGGCCUUGGUGAGACCAUACCUGGAGUAUUGUGUGCAGUUUUGGUCCCCUAAUCUGAGAAAAGACAUCUUUGCCAUAGAGGGAGUACAAAGAAGGUUCACCAGAUUGAUCCCUGGGAUGGUAGGACUUUCAUAUGAUGAAAGACUGGAUCGACUAGGCUUAUACUGACUGGAAUUUAGAAGAUUGAGGGGGGAUCUUAUUGAAAUAUAUAAAAUCCUAAAGGGAUUGGACAGGCUAGAUGCAGGAAGAUUGUUCCCGAUGUUGGGGAAGUCCAGAACAAGGCGUCACAGUUUAAGGAUAAAGGGGAAGCCUUUUAGGACAGAGAUGAGGAAAAACUUCUUCAUACAGAGAGUGGUGAAUCUGUGGAAUUCUCUGCCACAGGAAACAGUUGAGGCCAGUUCAUUGGCUAUAUUUAAGAGGGAGUUAGAUGUGGCCCUUGUGGCUAAAGGGAUCGGGGGUAUGGAGAGAAGGCAGGUACAGGGUUCUGAGUUGCAUGGUCAGCCAUGAUCAUACUGAAUGGCGGUGCAGGCUCGAAGGGCCAAAUGGCCUACUGCACCUAUUUUCUAUGUUUCUCUUCUGAAGUUUAUAAUUGGCUCCUUGGUCUUGCUGACAUUGAGUAAGAGGUUUCUCCACCAGAUUUUCAGUCUCCUUCCUAUAUGCUGAUUCAUCACCACCUUUGACUCAGCCUACGUCAGUGGUGUCAUCAGCAAACUGGAAUAUGGCAUUGGAGCUGUACUUAAUUUUGAGGAGAUGAUAGUAUUGAAUUCUGAGCUGCAGUCAAUAAAGAGUAUCCUAAUGUAUGCAUCUUUGCUGUCCAGAUGUUCCAGGGUUGUGUGAAGAGCCAAAGAGAUGGCAUCUGCUGUGGAUCUCUUGCUCCAGUAGUCACAUUGGAGUGAAUCUAAGUUGCUUUGCAGGCACGAGUUGGUAUGUUUCAUCACCAACCUCUCAAAACACUUCGUCACCAUGGAUGCAAGUGCUACUGGGCCAUAGUCGUUGAGGCAUGUCACCACACUCUUCUUGGACACCAGUAUAACUGAAGCCUGCUUGAAGUAGGUGGGUACCACACACUGUCGAAGUGAGAGGCUGAAGAUCUUAGUGAACACAGCAGGCAGUUGAUUAGCACAGCUCUUUAGGACUUGGCCAGCUAUCCCAUCU
Molecule: messenger RNA, 7964 nt
Organism: Mobula hypostoma (lesser devil ray)
Lineage: Eukaryota; Metazoa; Chordata; Chondrichthyes; Myliobatiformes; Myliobatidae
Gene: samtor
Product: base methyltransferase of 25S rRNA 2 homolog
Exons: 5
Coding region: 22-1263 (413 amino acids)
Biological process (GO): negative regulation of TORC1 signaling
Source: RefSeq, a predicted model, not a curated record